AAAUGCCGGCGCUUUAUACGGUUUUAUGAGAACACUUUGUCGAUUUCAGGACUUUUAAGUGUUCGUGACCGUCAACUAGGAUCAUGUUAUUUGUUCAACUCAAAAUGUUAUUUUUUAAAGUUGCCUUAUUUAUCUGAAAUGGUUUAUUUGGGAACAUUUUAAUGACUAAUGAAGGUUAAGAAACACCAGUAUUUCAGAGACUUUAAGUGUAUUAGUUAGUUAAUGUUUCUCAUUAAAUAAAAAAGUAAUGACUUUAAAGGAAGAGUAUAUAUACUACAUACCUCUAUGUAAAUAACACAAAAAAUGCCAAGGAAGAAUAAUGAUAUGCCUACAUUGUACAAACAUUAAACAAGAUUCUACAUUUUAAGUUAUUUAAUAUAAGACUAAUUCAAGACACAAAAGAAGAUUGACAAAAUAACUAAUAAUUUAUCAACCAAAUAUGAUUCUAUUCGCUUCAUUAAGUAAUUAUUUACUUUUCCUCAGACUCUUAAAAAUCUUGAACACUGACAUCUUUAAUUGAGGUUCUAAAUUUAAUAAUUUUCUACUUAUGUGAUAAAUUAAAACAUUAAAACAUUUUUAAAUAAUGUACUUUUAAUAAAAAUUUACAACUUUUCUUUACAAUUGUGAUGUAAAAGAUACUGUUAUAAUGUUGAGGAGAAAAGAAAUUGACUGACAAGAUAAAAGAAAGGUUAAUCAGAAUUUUGUGACCGAACUAUUUCUUAUGAUGUUUCCAACACUUAACUUUCUUGCUCUUGAUUGUCUGCACGUGGGUCGCGCGCGCCAUGCUGCCAAUAAACAAUGUGAUGGAUUUAUGGACAAGUUGAUCUCACACUCCAGAUAAUUUGCUUUUAGUGUUUUUGCAUUGGACUUGCUAAAAUAAGUGAUGUUAAAAUUUCCAAAUAAUCAGGACAGAAUAAUUGAUAAAAGAAAAAUGGAUUUAAAUUUUACUUAAAUAAAAUAAUUUCAAGUGAAAGAUGAUAUACUAAUGACGUCGCCAAAUAGGAUUAAUUAUCAAGUGUAGUGCUUUGAAGAUAUAUAAUUAGAAUUACUAUGGCAGCAAAGCAUAGAAAGAGUCCAUGCCUCAUUAUAACCAUUCUCCACAUCGUAACAAUAAUGUGUCAAGCUCUUACUGAACAUCCAAUGUUUGCCGAACCAAUUCCAAACGUAACCGUACCACUUGGAAGGGAUGUCAGUCUGCCUUGUAUUAUUGAAAAUUUAGGAGUGCAUAAGGUUGCCUGGAUUCACGUUGAUCGUCAGAUGCUUGUAACUAUUCACAAACACGUUGUAGCAAAAAUAGCAAGGUUUAGUGUUACUAAUGACAAUCAUAGAACAUGGCUUCUAAACAUUCGAAGUGUUGAGCAACAGGAUAGGGGCUACUACAUGUGCCAAAUUAACACUAAUCCAAUGAUAAGCCAAGUUGGAUAUUUACAAGUUGUAGUUCCGCCGAAUAUAUUGGAUUCAUAUUCAACCCAAAGUACAAUAGCUGUUCGAGAGCAUCAAAAUGUUACACUUACUUGUAAAGCAGAUGGAUUUCCUACACCUAAAUUAAUGUGGAGACGAGAAGACACGGAGGGUAUUUUUGUAGAGCGACGCAUGAAAGUACUUAAAUACGAAGGAGAGCAUCUGAAUUUAAGUAAAAUUACGAGAGCAGAAAUGGGAGCUUAUCUUUGCAUUGCUACAAAUGGAAUUCCUCCAACUGUUAGUAAAAGGAUCACAGUGGAUGUUGAAUUUUCGCCGAUGAUUUGGGUGCCUAAUCAGUUAGUUGGAGCUCCGGCUGGAACAAACGUUACUAUUGACUGUAAUACUGAAGCCUAUCCUAGAGCAAUUAGUUAUUGGAUAUAUAAUUACACCAUGGUGUUAUCUAAUGAAAAAUAUACAACGGACAUAGAAGAAAGCAGUUAUAAAACUUCUAUGAAACUUACUAUAAGAAAUUUGCAAAAUGGAGACUUUGGAAAUUAUCGAUGUAUUAGCAAAAAUUCCCUUGGAGAGACAGAGGGUUCGAUUAGACUAUAUGAAAUACCAAAGCCUUCAUCACCACCAAAGGCUACAGAAAUAAAAAGCAACGCCAACAAAGAAGAAAAAAAGACUACUUCAUCUCCACCAAAGAGAUUAACUACUGCUUGGCCAACUGUGCACUACUCUUACUACCCAGAGAAAACUGACAAACCUCAUACUAGAAACCAAAACAUUAGAAAAGCAGAAGAAAAGUUACGUAGUCACAGUACAGGGAGUGCGUACAUAAUCAGAUGGAGUGCUCCACAGCUGAUGUUUGUUGCAGUUCAGUACAUUUUGACUGGAAGUUACAUUCCACCAUUUGUUGAACAUGCGUUUUUUCAGGUUUGAUUGAAGUUAAAAAUUGAUCUAAUAGUCGACAAAAUUCAAACUGUAAUAAGACACUACAAUACCAGAGUCCAAUAUAUUAAUACAUGCCGCCAGACAUCCAAGGUACAAUUUGAUGAAACAACUAAACCUAUUUGAGGAAGCUGAUAAUUACUGAAGAACGAAAUUACAAUCGUCUUACACAAAGCUUCAAUCAGACACUACUGUGUUUGUUGGUUAGGUCAAAUCUGAUUUCAAUGGAAUGUGAGACGCUCUUAAAUAUGUAUAUAUAGGGAAAAUACUGACAAAGGAUUCACCUCAAGUAACCAGUAGUGUCGUGAGCCAGCAUAUGCAUUUUUAAAUCGUACUUGAGAACUUAUUCGUUGAUGUAAAAGAAUGUGUGAAUUUUAAGUUUUUAGAAGUGUGUGGUUGCGAAUUUGCUAUUUUAAUUCUAAUGUAUCUACUUACCUUGUGUGAUGUGUCUAGUAAUUCCCACCGUCACAUGUAAUGUGACUGACUUACCUUUGAGUAAGCGGUCGAUGAUUAACAUCAGGAUUUUGGAAUCAUCGUAGCAUACAAUCAACAUUUUAAUUAGAAAGUAAUAGUUUUAAAAUUUAUGGGUGCGCUGAUCCCAAUCAUUGAGCUCUAAUAUUUGCAGGUCAAAUUUGCACAAAGUUUUACGUUUCAGUUGCUUUUGUAUGCUGUAUUACUUUCCUUUGAACGAAAUUCAUAUCUGAAAUAUUUUAUUAUGAAUUAAAUAAAUUUUUUAUUACGUAAA
Molecule: messenger RNA, 3097 nt
Organism: Leptopilina heterotoma
Lineage: Eukaryota; Metazoa; Arthropoda; Insecta; Hymenoptera; Figitidae
Product: lachesin-like
Exons: 12
Coding region: 1051-2343 (430 amino acids)
Cellular component (GO): neuron projection
Source: RefSeq, a predicted model, not a curated record